Molecule: messenger RNA, 1302 nt
Organism: Scheffersomyces amazonensis
Lineage: Eukaryota; Fungi; Ascomycota; Pichiomycetes; Serinales; Debaryomycetaceae
Exons: 1
Coding region: 136-825 (229 amino acids)
Source: RefSeq, a predicted model, not a curated record
CUUAUUUACAUACGAAAAGUUAUAAUUUAUAUUAUUGAGUCUAAAGCAUGUGAGAUAUACCGAUCAUUAUAGUAAUCCAUCUUUUGAGGAUUGAAUUUACUAACUAUCAGCUGUCAACAGAAGCUGUAUCAGAGUAUGACUAGAAAGAAAAGACAACAAAAGAAAGUUAAUAAAAACGACAAGAAAGUGAAAGAUUUAGAGGAAGAGCAAACCGCUAACAAUAGUAUGACAGAAGAUUCAUUCAAUCAAGAUUUGUUCACUGACGCUAUUGAAGAAAUUGUUCCAGAAGUUGAUGAAGAAGUGAUUAAUGAUAGAUCACAUUUACUUCAAGAGUUAGAGCAUUAUCCGACAUUGAAAUUUGAUAGUUAUGAGCAAGCAGAUCAUGAAAAUUAUGCUGAUAAUGAUAACGGUUAUAGAGUUGAAGGAAAUUCCAAUUCUACUCAUGGGGAAAAGUUAGACUCCUUUUACCGAUUAGAACACCAUAAUCGACGCAGGCACUUUAAUUCAAGGAAUGCAUUUGGAAGAAGAUAUGAAAAACUUGGAAAUGAAUGGAAAUAUCCUUCGAAUAGUGAGGAAAUACAUUCUUCAUUUUAUGGAGCCUUCAAUAAUUAUGCCGCUUCCAAAAUUGAAGAAUGCGAAAAGUUAAUGCAAUUAUUACCUCGACUUGAUGUGAAUUUACAAGAUGUUCCUAAAUAUAAGUUGAAUUGGUUAAUUAAUAUUUACAACCAAGACCCUAAAUGUUUUGGAUCACAUUUCGAAAAUAGCUAUCUUAGAAAAUUUAUUCAAGAAACAUAUAUGAAAAAUGGCGACCAUCCCUUGCUUUAAUUCCUAAUUUUUAUAAAAAGUAUGUUAAAAAAAUUCAUAAAAUUUGCCAAAUAUUUGCUAAAUUAUAAUACUACUCCUAAUCCAUCUUAAUGCAAAAUUAAUAUGUAAUACUUAUUUCUAUGCUUGUAAUUGAAUUUAACAUUGCAUAUCUGGCCACAACCAUUUCAGGUACCGAUUGUUAGAUUAAUUUAACCUCGACUGAUUUAUAGUUAAAUAUUUAGUAAUAUUAUUGUUUAAGUAAUAUAAUUAGCCGUUUAAAAUCUAAUUACAUUUAGUUGUCAGUACUACUGUUUAAGAAUCACGAGAGUCAUAUUAUCGAUUUACCGGGUUUAAGAGGGGGGCAAAGCGCUAGAUACAGCACCGCGCUUAACUCAAUGACUCUUUACCUAAUUAGGAUCGAGGGGCCAACAAAAGGAAAGUAAAAAUAAUCAUAACCGCAAAAAAGUUGGGUCUAAUUUGCAGUUUCCUGUUGACCUC